AUGGUGAAGGAGCGCAUCAGCCGAGGGAAUACAGAUUUCUCACCCCUGGAGGAAGACCAUGACCCAGAGGGAUGGAAGACUUGGAUGAUGCUGGAUGACUUCUAUUACCCCUCAAGAGACACUGGAAGGAAAUUGGAUGGUGGGAAGGGGUGCCAAGACAAUCCCGCUGUGGCAGGCGUUCUGGAAGCCCAUGAACUAGUCUGUACAGUAAUGGAGAAACCUCGGGUUGGAGAAGUCUUUGACUUGAAUCAGCAGGUGUGGUUCCUUCAGGGUCAGACCCUCGUGGCAGUUCCACGGAGCAACGGUGUGACUCCAGUCAUUGUCACUGUUGCCCCAUGCAAGAAUCCAGGCUCUCUUGAGAAAGACAAAGGGAUUCCCUUUUAUUUGGGAAUACAGAAUCCAGAAAUGUGGCUGCAUUGUGAGGACGUCGGAGGACAGCCCAAAUUGCAGCUGAAGGACCGGCAGAUACUGGAUCUGUACAACCAAGCUAAGCCCAUGAAGCCCCUCCUCUUCUACCAUGGCCAGACAGGCAUUACCUCCACCUUUGAGUCUGUGGCCUUUCCCAGCUGGUUCAUCGCCUCCUCCAAGAGAGGCCAGCCCAUCUUUCUCACUUCGGACCUGGGGAGAAUGUACAGUACUGCCUUCCAUAUGAAUUUAAGGAUUUAA
Molecule: messenger RNA, 666 nt
Organism: Eubalaena glacialis (North Atlantic right whale)
Lineage: Eukaryota; Metazoa; Chordata; Mammalia; Artiodactyla; Balaenidae
Gene: IL36G
Product: interleukin 36 gamma
Exons: 6
Coding region: 1-666 (221 amino acids)
Biological process (GO): cytokine-mediated signaling pathway; positive regulation of gene expression; inflammatory response to antigenic stimulus
Molecular function (GO): cytokine activity
Source: RefSeq, a predicted model, not a curated record